AUGCUUGUAGCCUUUGCUAUGCUUAAUGAAUCAAGGCAACACCACCGUCGUCGUGCCCAGAAUGUGGAUAGACGUAGGCAGUCUCGUGAGCAAAAACUUACAGCUGCUUUGCGGAUGCUUGCUUAUGGGGCAUCUGCAGAGCAGGUGGAUGAGAUUGCAAGGAUGGGAAAAUCAACUAUCCUAGAAUGCUUGGUGGGAUUUUGUGAUGCAGUAGAAAAUCUCUACACGAGGGAGUACCUUUGCAGACCUUCUCCUGCGGACCUACAAAGGCUCCUAAAAAAAGCUGAUACUCGAGGUUUCCCAGGAAUGAUUGGAAGUAUCGAUUGCAUACACUGGCAGUGGAAGAAUUGCCCAACUGCCUGGCAAGGAGACUAUGGGAAUCGAAAGGGCCAAAAAAGUAUAAUUCUGGAGGCUGUAGCUUCAUUCGACACUUGGGUUUGGCAUGCAUUCUUCGGAGUUGCCGGAUCUCAGAAUGACCUCAAUAUGCUUGGUCAAUUCCCAGUAUUCAACGAUGUAUUGCGAGGUCAUUCCCCCUAG
Prunus avium (sweet cherry) is the source of this 537-nucleotide messenger RNA. NCBI's taxonomy places the organism in Eukaryota, Viridiplantae, Streptophyta, Magnoliopsida, Rosales, Rosaceae. The record is from RefSeq and is a predicted model, not a curated record.